Molecule: messenger RNA, 1480 nt
Organism: Nymphaea colorata (pocket water lily)
Lineage: Eukaryota; Viridiplantae; Streptophyta; Magnoliopsida; Nymphaeales; Nymphaeaceae
Exons: 4
Coding region: 306-1181 (291 amino acids)
Source: RefSeq, a predicted model, not a curated record
UCCCGCCAGUGUGUCCUGGAAGUUUUUGAUAAAUCGUCGGUUCUCCUACUCAAGAAAAUAAAGAAAAAAAGAAAAAAGAGAAAAAGGAGAAAGGGGUCGUUUGAGGCCUGAGCCUUUGUUGCACAGAGGGGAGAAGGGAAAGAAGCGCAAAGGGUGGCUCUGUUUUUCUCAGUUAUCGAGGGAGAGAAGAGACUCCCACACACCAUCUUCUCUUCAAAGAGGACUUGCUUUGCGCUAUCUUUCUGCAGGUUUCAAAUGCCAUUCUUGUGAUUGAAGGUGAAACUUGAAUUUAACAAAUACAGAAAAUGAGUUCCAUGGUGGUCAAACAAGUUGCUGAUGCCAAAUUUUAUGAGUAUGGUAUGAGAAACAACGGGAAUAGUGGAGUCUGUGACAGAAAGCAGCAACUGCAGUCAGGCAAAAAGGUGGCAUUGAGAGAUUUACAGAAUCAAACUGCAAAUUUGGUUCCAAUGACCCAGGGAAAUUCUCCCUUGCAAAAAGAUGUAGACAGUUCCAAGUUAUCGGGUGGAAAAAGAGCAAAACCCACGUGCUCAAAUCCUCAGUGUCAACAGUCAAUAUGCAGUUGUUCAAAGGAAAACCUUGUCUAUGUUCGCAGGAAAUUAGAGACGGAGUCGUUCAAUCUAAAUGUUUGUGAUGAUGGUGGAUUCAAUUCAGAUGCUCAUACUGAUGAAAACAAUUUGGGUGGCUCGUUUAAUGAGCUGCAAGGAUCAAAUGCUUCCCAGUUUCUGAUGUUUGGUUCAACUCCUUUUCCCUCACUGCAGCCUACACAAGAACCUUCAUUCUCCCAUGGUAUUGGGAAGCUGAGUGAUUAUGUGGAUUCAGGAGAACCAAACAACACCAGUGCACAUCCCACUACAGUUGAUUCUCAAGGGAAUUGUCUUCAGCAUUGGAAGGAGCGCUUUGUUCGCUUGCAGAUAUUUUUGAAACAAUGUGACGAAGCAAGUCGUGAUGACUAUGUCCAGAUGUUACGGUCCCUAUCAGCUGUUGGCAGAAGCAGGCAUGCUGUUGAGCUGGAGAAAAGGGCAAUCCAUCUCUUGUUGGAGGAAGGUAAAGAGCUGCACCGCAUGAAGGCUCUGAAUGUUCUCGGAAAAUCUCUGCCGAAGAACAUGACCUCUCUUUCUCAUCCUCACUCUGUACAGGCAGUUUCAGAAAAUAUUCCAUAGAUAGCAUGGGCUGCUGCCCUAAUUCAUGCAAGCAUAGGGGGUGUUAGGGGGUCUGCAAUAGAUGAGGUUGAUUUGCUGAACUUUCAGCUUGGGCAAAUGAGAGAUAUAAUGGGUAUUGGUACCCAGCAGAGCUAAACUGUUGGUUUUUUGUUUCCAUUUCAGCACAGUGACGAUUCUUAUGCUCAAUGCUUUACAAGUUGCCAUGUCUCAACAGGCUGUUGCAAUCUAGCAUAAUUCAAGGACAGGAAAACGCUGGUUAAAUGAAACUCUAUAGAAUUCCUGUGGCAUUUUUCAAUGAC